AUGGAGACCGACAGAGGUAGACAAAUUCAGACGUCAAUUGCCGAGGCCAUCCCUGCUUUGGUCAGACUCAUUCUCUACUUCGGCGGAAUGUCACUCGGAAUGGUGUUCAUCGCCGCAGUUACCGACUUCAUCAACGCACGAACCCCCCGCGCGGUCAUGUGCGCCAUCCUGGUCAUCCUCUUCUGCCUUGGUUACUGGAUGACGAUGACUACGCUGAAUGGAUUGGUACGUUCAGGCAGUGCACACUAUGUUUUGAUGAUUUGCGGGUCUGGUGGCCACACUGCGGAGAUGAUUGGAAUGAUCGAACGAAGCAUUCGUCCUGAAGACUCGUCGCACCGGCGAUGGGCCGUUGGUAUAGGCGAUGAAAUGAGCUUCGGCAAGGUCAUGGCCUUUGAGCGUCGCCUCAUGCAGCGAUUCUCCCACCUGGAACUCGACAGCGGCACCUUUGACAUUGUGUGGUUCGAACGGGCUCGCGUCGUCCAUCAGAGCUGGCUGACUACACCAUUCACCGCCGUUCUGAGCAUGAUCGGAAUCUUCCGUAUCUUGAUCACACCCGCACAUCGUCGACCUGCCUCUGCUUUCCGAUUCCCUGGUGUCAUCGUCACGAACGGCCCUGGCACCGGGUUCCUCUUCCUUUUGGCGGCCCGCGUACUCAAGACCUUCCACGUCGUUCCCAAGAGCCACAUGAAAACCAUCUUCGUCGAGAGCUGGGCCAGAAUCAAGACCUUGAGCCUUACUGGAAAGCUGAUUCACCGGUGCAAACUUGCUGACGUAUUCAUUGUCCAGUCUCGUGGCCUCACCGCCUACGGCAUAUUCGCAGAGAACAUGCCGGCCAUGCCGGUGGUCCCUCAGUUCGCUCUCGACCAGCAGUAG
Messenger RNA from Anthostomella pinea, 873 nucleotides. The record is from the annotation of a GenBank genome assembly. Lineage: Eukaryota; Fungi; Ascomycota; Sordariomycetes; Xylariales; Xylariaceae.